GCUAGUUUAUAGUUACUGCGACGGAAUUGCGGGCUUAGUUUAGCAAUUUACCGACACUUAACGCAGUAGAAAUAAUUAGUGAUAUGUGCAAAUAAGUACAAAAAAAAGUGCCAUAGGUAUUUAAUUGAAACGUGUUUUCGUAAACGGGUUUUGAUGUGAAUAAUAUAUAAUACGCUAAACAAAUCUGUAUAUAAGUAAUAUUAAGUACAAUAUGGCCUGUGAUUCCGACAAUUACCAAUCGCAGCUAAAUGGUGGAACGCAAAGUCAACCAUCAAACAUUUGGUCAGAGAUGGAAAGUCAACCUAUUGACAGUGUCGUUUGGGGACGUCUGUAUGGGAAGAACAUCCGAUUUAGUUCAUUAGAUCUCAACAAUGAAAAUUUCUCGACAGGACGUGGUGAAAAUAACGAUUUAUCACUUAAUACAAGUCAUUUACCAGAAAAAGUAUUAUGUCGAAUAUCGAAGGUUCAUUUUCGUAUAUCGCGUGACAGUUGUGAUUUAUCCAAUCCAGUUUACAUAGAGGAUCUUUCACGGAAUGGUACCUUUGUUAAUAGUGAAAAAAUUGGAAUUAACAAAAAAAGGAUAUUAGUUAAUGAUGACACUAUAUCAAUUUCACAUCCAAAUUACAAAGCUUUUGUAUUUAAGGAUUUGGGCUCGAAUGAAGCUCAAGGUUUACCAAAGGAUAUAACUGCGUCGUAUUAUGUGAGUCGCAAGUUAGGUUCAGGUGCUUGUGGAUUAGUACAAUUAGUAUACGAUAAAAAAACGUGCGAACAGUACGCUAUGAAAAUUGUUAAGAAAAAUUUGCUUUCGGAGAAUCAAAAUCAGUUGAAUGAUCCAAACAGGGUUUUGAACGAAGUUAAAAUUGUGAAAGAUCUUGCUCACCCCUGUGUUAUAAAAAUGCAUGAUAUAAUUGACAAGCCAGAUUCGGUAUAUAUGGUCCUAGAAUUAAUGAAAGGCGGUGAUUUACUAAAUAGAAUUAUAAAUAAAAAGCGACUAUCAGAAAAGAUAUCGAAACUUUUCUUCUUUCAAAUGUGUAGCGCAGUGAAAUAUUUGCAUCAUAAAGGAAUAACACAUAGAGAUUUGAAACCGGAUAAUGUACUCUUAGAUGGUAUGGACGAUGAAACAUUAUUAAAAGUUUCUGAUUUUGGUCUAAGUAAAUUUGUACAAAAUGAUUCUAUAAUGAAAACAUUAUGUGGAACUCCUUUGUAUGUUGCUCCUGAGAUUUUAUCAACAGGUGGUAGAGGAACGUACACUAAAAAAGUGGAUAUAUGGAGUCUCGGUGUUGUUUUAUUUACAUGUCUUAGCGGAACGCUACCAUUUUCAGAUGACUAUGGAUCUGCAGCUAGCGAACAAAUUAAAAAUGGCAAGUUUAAUUUUAAUCAUCCAUCUUGGAAGACUGUUUCCCAGCGUGCUAUAUCACUUAUAAAAAAAAUGUUAGUUGUGAAUCCUGAUCGAAGACCUACCAUUGAUGAAGUAAUACGAAGUCCGUGGCUUCAAGAUACUCAAAUGUUGCAAAAAGCAUACGUUCUUAUGAAAUUAGAUCCAGAAGAAAUAGAAGAUUCUGAAAAUUUUCUCGAACCACCUUUAAAACGUACCCGAAGAUAAAUUUAAAAUGAUAAAUAAUUUUCUGUGAAAAUUAUGUGUUAUAUCUUGCUUUAAAAAUAGCAUGAAGUAAUCAACAUUUUUAUUACAAAUUUUAAUAAUAAUUU
Messenger RNA from Teleopsis dalmanni, 1707 nucleotides. It is a transcript of the gene lok, whose product is annotated as ovarian-specific serine/threonine-protein kinase Lok. The record is from RefSeq and is a predicted model, not a curated record. Gene Ontology annotation, cellular component: cytoplasm; nucleus. Gene Ontology annotation, biological process: protein phosphorylation; mitotic DNA damage checkpoint signaling. The transcript has 7 exons. Gene Ontology annotation, molecular function: protein serine/threonine kinase activity; protein binding; ATP binding. Bases 212 to 1603 code for a protein of 463 amino acids. Lineage: Eukaryota; Metazoa; Arthropoda; Insecta; Diptera; Diopsidae.